Molecule: messenger RNA, 1056 nt
Organism: Sitophilus oryzae (rice weevil)
Lineage: Eukaryota; Metazoa; Arthropoda; Insecta; Coleoptera; Curculionidae
Product: trichohyalin-like
Exons: 4
Coding region: 1-1056 (351 amino acids)
Source: RefSeq, a predicted model, not a curated record
AUGAACGAUCUAUACGAAUGGCAAAAAAGACGUAUUGAGUUUAUUAGCAAUAUUCUGACAAAAGAUGAAGAAGCUUCGACGAGCGCAAAAGGGUCAUUUGAAAGUCAGCAAAUGCAUGGGGACGGGACUGGUUACAGUGAAGGAAGAAAACAUCUCAAAAGGGACGACCAUCACGGUCUUCCUGUGGAGGAGCAAGGAGAAAGACACCGCCUACUUACUGAGACUUAUCCAGGAUCAGAACCCCAAUGCAAGGACAUCGAGUUGGCGAGUUAUCAAUUCGGGGGAGGAGGGUCAUGUACCGCCCAUCCGAGCGUUCCUCCAACUCCAAGACCGUCCUUCUUCUCCACGUCACCGAACCUUCUCCUCCACCUCCGGCUCACUUCUACCUCCUUUCUCCAGCGAACCGACCCGGACCAACGCCGCCGACGCCGGCGUCCGCGGUUCCCGCACCACGUGCCGGCGUCACGUGGGCCGUGGGCGCCGCGGCGUCUUGCCGACGCCCCGCGCGCCAUUGGCCAGGGCGUGGACAGGGGGGCGGAGGGAGACAGGCGCCGAGGAGAGGUUGGAGAAGAAGGAGGAGGAGGUAGGGUAGAUGGGAGGUGUGCGGGAGAAAAUAAUAGUAAAAAAGACUGGGAUACUUUAGGUGAUAUAAAGUUCGAUGGGGAUUUGAGCGGAGCGAGGGAACAAGAACAAGAACAAGAACAAGAACAAGAACAAGAACAAGAACAAGAACAAGAACAAGAACAAGAACAAGAACAAGAACAAGAACAAGAACAAGAACAAGAACAAGAACAAGAACAAGAACAAGAACAAGAACAAGAACAAGAACAAGAACAAGAACAAGAACAAGAACAGGAACAAGAACAGGAACAGGAACAGGAACAGGAACAGGAACAGGAACAGGAACAGGAACAGGAACAGGAACAGGAACAGGAACAGGAACAGGAACAGGAACAGGAACAGGAACAGGAACAGGAACAGGAACAGGAACAGGAACAGGAACAGGAACAGGAACAGGAACGGGAGCGGGAACGGGAACAGAACAUGUCAAGUUGA